Zingiber officinale is the source of this 954-nucleotide messenger RNA. RefSeq names its product proline-rich receptor-like protein kinase PERK13. NCBI's taxonomy places the organism in Eukaryota, Viridiplantae, Streptophyta, Magnoliopsida, Zingiberales, Zingiberaceae. The record is from RefSeq and is a predicted model, not a curated record. The transcript has a single exon. The coding region runs from base 1 to 954 and encodes 317 amino acids.
AUGGAGAUAAUGAGGCGUGACCGAGUUAUUUUAGAAAGGAGAUCGCUCCCCUACUCGACUUCGACCUUUGUCAGUGUGGGUUCCCCUACAAAUCCCCGACCUCAUCUGCAUUGCAGAGCCUCAUCUACCAACCGACCUGCCUCCUUUGCUCGCCCCACUCGUCCCCGGUCUGCACCUUCAUCCCUGACUGCCGCCCCUGUUCAUCCACGGGCCUCGCCUACAGCUCGGCCCUUCACCCCGACGCCUCUUCAAUCAAUUAAUCCUUCCCGACCAACCUCCAGCCCUGGUCGCGGCCGCGGUCGAAGAUCCUCCAACGUACCUUACGUCAGCCCUGCCUUCAUAGAAGCUUCUCAGGCAGCUCGUCAGGCACGUCCUGUAAACGACCGCUUGAAUCGUGAUGCCCCUUCUUCCUCUCGGCGUAGGGUUCGGCUACCCUCCGAAGAUUCUGACUCGGACGAUCAACCCUUGGCUCAGAGACUUCGCCGUAGAGCCCCCGAUCCUAGCCCAGGCUCUGGCCCUGUUGCUGUUCCUCCUCCGCCUCCUGUUACAACCCCGACUCCUGCCCCGAGCCCAGCAGAUGUUUCCCCUGCUCCACCCGACGCUCAGGUUAAGUCUCCGUUAGCUCAACCUUCCACUUCGCAACGGCCUCAGAGCACUGAAGAUGACCCCUCACAUCGCCCUUCACCAGCUAUCUCACCUCCAGAGCCUUCUCAGGUUCCCCCUUCAACUCCUUCUAGGUCAGCUGCUGAGCCUUCUGGCUCGGCUGCUGGGCCUUCCCAAACACCGCCCCCUGUUCCUCACUAUUAUCGUACUACUGCUCCUUCUGAGGCUGAAUUAAGAUCCCGGCAAGAUGUUCCCACCAGUUACCUCACAAUAAAAGGUCGUUUGGUCACGGUUAUGGGAAGAAAGUAUGCAACAAAUGGAACUCUUGCUGCCACCUGCCCAGAUGGAUAA